GAGGCGCCGCCAUGUUCGCCCGAGGGGCAGUUGUCGCGCUUUACCAGCCGCAAUGGGGCCAAGUCAGGAAUAUGGCAACCCUAAAAGACAUUACCAGGCGCUUGAAGUCCAUCAAGAACAUUCAGAAAAUUACAAAGUCCAUGAAGAUGGUUUCUGCGGCAAAAUAUGCAAGAGCUGAGAGGGAGCUGAAGCCUGCUAGAGUCUAUGGAACAGGAGCACUGGCUCUCUAUGAGAAAGCAGAAAUAAAGGCACCUGAGGACAAGAAGAAGCACCUCCUUAUUGGUGUGUCCUCUGACCGAGGUCUGUGUGGUGCUAUCCACACGUCUAUUGCUAAAACCUUGAAGAACGAGAUUACCAACCUCUCAAACGCAGGGAAAGAAGUUAUGGUGGUUGGAGUAGGUGACAAGAUCAGAGGCCUCCUUCAGAGGACACAUGGCAAUUACUUCCUGCUGACAUUCAGAGAAGUGGGACGGAGACCUCCGAGCUUUGGAGAUGCUUCAGUCAUUGCCUCAGAGUUGUUAAACUCUGGGUAUGAAUUUGACGAAGGCUCUGUCAUCUACAAUCGGUUCAAGUCUGUCAUCUCCUACAAGACCGAUGAAAAACCAAUCUUCUCCCUUGAAACAGUUGCUGGUUCUGAAAGCCUAAGUAUCUAUGAUGAUAUUGAUGCUGAUGUGCUGAGAAACUACCAGGAAUUUACACUAGCAAAUAUUCUGUACUACUCCCUGAAAGAAUCCACCACCAGCGAGCAGAGUGCUAGGAUGACCGCUAUGGACAAUGCUAGCAAGAAUGCUUCUGAGAUGAUUGACAAAUUGACCUUGACGUUCAACCGUACCCGUCAAGCCGUCAUUACGAAGGAGCUCAUUGAGAUCAUCUCUGGUGCUGCUGCUCUGUGAAGAAGAGCUCUUCUGAGCAUAUGGUUUAACCUGCCUGUGUCUGUGUUAACAAGACUGCUCUGUUAUUUUGUGAAGAAGUGGUAAAGCCCCAGAAAUCUGUACAUUCUUACAAUAAACCACCUACACGAAACAAAUGUUCUUGGUUGUCCAUGGAGCAAAUGCUCUUGGUGUCUAAAUAUCUGGGUUUGACUUGGUUACUCUUCGACACAUAAUUUUUAAAAGCUGUGCUCUACAUUUUGUAAUGUAUCUGGCAUGCAAAAACAUAUAAGCAGGUGUUUCUUCAUUUGAAGAGUGGACGAGAUUGCCUGUCU
Molecule: messenger RNA, 1204 nt
Organism: Gymnogyps californianus (California condor)
Lineage: Eukaryota; Metazoa; Chordata; Aves; Accipitriformes; Cathartidae
Gene: ATP5F1C
Product: ATP synthase F1 subunit gamma
Exons: 9
Coding region: 12-893 (293 amino acids)
Biological process (GO): proton motive force-driven ATP synthesis
Molecular function (GO): proton-transporting ATP synthase activity, rotational mechanism
Source: RefSeq, a predicted model, not a curated record